This is a messenger RNA of Solanum tuberosum (potato), 990 nucleotides long. RefSeq lists its product as uncharacterized. The record is from RefSeq and is a predicted model, not a curated record. The transcript has 2 exons. NCBI's taxonomy places the organism in Eukaryota, Viridiplantae, Streptophyta, Magnoliopsida, Solanales, Solanaceae. Bases 1 to 990 code for a protein of 329 amino acids.
AUGGUGACUGAGAGUGGUUCCCCUUCGACUGAGAAUUCUGUGAGUAACAAUGGUGUUAACAGUAAUGAUCUCGGUUCUCCACUGUAUAUGCAUCCUUCGGAUAAUCCAGGUGCUUCGUUGGUUCAAACUCCUUUUGAUGGAGUAGGUUACAGAUCGUGGAGACGCAGUGUUCUUAGAGUUUUGUCAGUUAAGAACAAGCUGGGUUUCAUCAAUGGUGAUUGUAAGAGGCCCGAUGCAGGAACACCACAAUUUCAUCAAUGGGAAAGGUGUGAUGAUAUGGUUACUUCCUGGAUUCUUAAUUCUCUAGCUAAGGAAAUUGCAGAAAGUGUAGAAUAUGUUUUUGAUUCAUGUGAGUUGUGGAAGGAAUUGGAGGAUCGAUAUGAUCAGACUAAUGGUGCAAAGUUGUAUCAAGUUCAACGUGAAAUCAAUGAAUUAUCACAAGGAACUUUGGACAUAACUACCUACUACACUAGGAUGAAAAAGCUAUGGGAAGAAUUGAGCACAUUACACAUCAAAACACAAUGCAAUUGUAGUUGCACUUGUGGAGCUAAGGAUAAUGUGUUCAAAGUGGAGCAGGAUAGAAGGUUGAUACAGUUCCUUAUGGGGUUGAACGAGGCCUAUACUGUAGUUCGAGGGAAUAUCCUCAUGAUGAAUCCAUUACCUUCUUUGGCACAAACUUUUUCUCUGUUAGUACAAGAUGAGAAACAGAGAGAAAUUAAACCUAGUGCCCAAAUGUAUAUGGAAUCUGCAUCUUUGAAUGCAAGCAGUUCAAGGAAGAAAGGCAUGGAGUCUGCUGCUUUCAAUACAAAUGGUUCAGGAGGAGCAGGUCCUUCUAGGUCACCAAGACCAAACCAUUCUUCUACAGGGAACACCAAUACUAAUUUCAAGACUAACUAUUCUCAGACCAGUUCCUAUAGUGGCAACCGGCCUCGGGAACAAUUAUCAGAAUUUCAACCAAAAUGGAUACAGGGACAACAAUCAGAAUUUUAG